AAUGCUCUUCUGUCAUAAACCCUCUGGGCAGUGAAGGGGAGAUGGGCCAGGGACUGUUGUGGGGCUGGUGGCCUAGAAUGUGUGAGGAACCCUGAGAGAGACUGUUGGGAGCAUUAGGGACCACACCGAACAGAAGGCUUCCCAUCUUUGAGGACUCUAGAAGUGUCUAGCAGAGGGGACUAGAUUUAUCAAUGAGUGCCAAGGAGUGAAAGUAAUAUAAAAGAAGCUAGCACUCAAGAGUAGGAUUCAGGUAGCCGCAGUGUGUAAGGUGCCCCGCCCUGUGCCCUCACAGUGCCGGUGUGGUGUGAACCCAGGACCAGGCCUCCAGAGGGAAGGCAGGCUAGGCUUAGUCAACACCAGCUUUCCUGAGGUGGAUCCUGGACCAGCGCAUCCAAAUGGUGGGAUGGGCUUUUGGUCUUUGACUUUUGCAUUGUACGUCUUGGGAUUUUCAAGACACCCCACAUAGCAGAAGGGGCGUGCAGUUUUCUCUGCCCUGAGUUGUCUGAUAAAAAUCAGCGAUUGCCAGGCACGGUAGCUCAAGCCUGUAAUCCCAGCACUUUGGGAGGCCGAGGUGGGUGGAUCACAAGGUCAAGAGAUCAAGACCAUCCUGGUCAACAUGGUGAAACCCCAUCUCUACUAAAGACAAAAAAUUAGCUGGGCAUGGUGGCGCAUGCCUGUAAUCCCAGCUGCUUAGGAGGCUGAGGCAAGAGAAUUGCCUGAACCCAGGAGGUGGAGGUUGCGGUGAGCCGAGAUCGCGCCAUUGCACUCCAGCCUGGGUAACAAGAGCGAAACUCCGUCUCAAAAAAAAAAAAAAAAAAUCAGCAACCUUGUUCGCCACUUGAAAGGAGUCCUCUCCCCUCACCACCUUUUAUUCUUCACCCUCCGCCCAGUCACGGCUUCCCAGAAGCCUUCCUUACUGCUCUUGCUUCCUGGUGCAACGUCUGGGCACAGUUAGCACCAUUUUUUGAACUUCUUUGUCGACGCGUGGAUGUGUGGACGUGAACUUGCCCGUUUAGGACGAGUCCGGCUGCAGAAGGGGGCCUCUCUCCAGAUCGAGGGUCUGCGGGUGGAAGACCAGGGCUGGUACGAGUGCCGCGUGCUCUUCCUGGACCAGCACAUUCCUGAAGACGAUUUUGCUAAUGGCUCCUGGGUGCAUCUGACAGUCAACUCGCCCCCUCAAUUCCAGGAGACACCUCCUGCUGUGUUGGAAGUGCAGGAACUGGAGCCUGUGACCCUGCGUUGUGUGGCCCGUGGCAGCCCCCUGCCUCGUGUGACUUGGAAGCUCCGAGGACAGGACCUUGGCCAGGGCCAGGGCCAGGUGCAAGUGCAGAACGGGACGCUGCGGAUCCACCGGGUAGAGCGAGGCAGCUCUGGGGUCUACAUCUGCCAAGCCUCCAGCACUGAGGGCAGCACCACCCACGCCACCCAGCUGCUGGUGCUAGGACCCCCAGUCAUCGUGGUGCCCCCCAAGAACAGCACAGUCAAUGCCUCCCAGGAUGUUUCCUUGGCCUGCCACGCUGAGGCAUACCCUGCUAACCUCACCUACAGCUGGUUCCAGGACAACACCAAUGUCUUCCACAUUAGCCGCCUGCAGUCCCGGGUGCGGAUCCUGGUGGACGGGAGCCUGUGGCUGCAGGCCACCCAGCCGGAUGAUGCCGGCCGCUACACCUGUGUGCCCAGCAAUGGCCUCCUGCACCCACCCUCAGCCUCUGCCUACCUCACCGUGCUCUACCCAGCCCAGGUGACAACUAUGCCUCCUGAGACACUCCUGCCCAUAGGCAUGCCGGGGGUGAUCCGCUGCCCGGUUCGCGCCAACCCCCCACUGCACUUUGUCAGCUGGACCAAGGAUGGAAAGGCCUUGCAGCUGGACAAGUUUCCUGGCUGGUCCCAGGGCACAGAAGGCUCACUGAUCAUUGCCCUGGGGAACGAGGAUGCCCUGGGAGAAUACUCCUGCACCCCCUACAACAGUCUUGGUACUGCCGGGCCCUCCCCUGUGACCCGCGUGCUGCUCAAGGCUCCUCCAGCUUUUAUAGAACGGCCCAAGGAAGAAUAUUUCCAAGAAGUAGGGCGGGAGCUACUCAUCCCCUGCUCUGCCCGAGGGGACCCUCCUCCUAUUGUCUCUUGGGCCAAGGUGGGCCGGGGGCUGCAAGGCCAGGCCCAGGUGGACAGCAACAGCAGCCUCGUCUUGCGACCAUUGACCAAGGAGGCCCAUGGACGCUGGGAAUGCAGUGCCAGCAAUGCUGUGGCCCGAGUGGCCACCUCCACGAAUGUCCAUGUGCUGGGCACUAGCCCUCAUGUUGUCACCAAUGUAUCCGUGGUGCCUUUGCCCAAGGGUGUCAAUGUCUCCUGGGAGCCUGGCUUUGACGGUGGCUAUCUGCAGAGAUUCAGUGUCUGGUACACCCCACUGGCCAAGCGUCCUGACCGAAUACACCAUGACUGGGUGUCCUUGGCAGUGCCUGUGGGGGCUGCCCACCUCCUAGUGCCAGGGCUGCAGCCUCACACCCAGUACCAGUUCAGCGUGCUAGCUCAGAACAAGCUGGGGAGUGGUCCCUUCAGCGAAAUCGUCCUGUCUGCUCCUGAAGGGCUUCCUACCACACCAGCUGCGCCCAUGCUUCCCCCGACAGAGGUGCCGCCUCCCCUGUCCCCUCCACGAGGUCUGGUGGCAGUGAGAACACCCCGGGGAGUACUCCUGCAUUGGGAUCCCCCAGAGCUGGUCCCUAAGACACUGGAUGGCUACGUCUUGGAAGGACGGCAGGGGUCCCAGGGCUGGGAGGUGCUGGACCCGGCUGUGGCAGGCACAGAAACAGAGCUGCUGGUGCCAGGCCUCAUCAAGGAUGUCUUCUACGAGUUCCGCCUCGUGGCCUUCGCGGGCAGCUACGUCAGCGACCCCAGCAACACGGCCAACGUCUCCACUUCCGGCCUGGAGGUCUACCCGUCGCGCACGCAGCUGCCGGGCCUCCUGCCCCAGCCGGUGCUGGCCGGCGUGCUGGGCGGGGUCUGCUUCCUGGGCGUGGCCGUCCUGGUGAGCAUCCUGGCGGCCUGCCUCAUGAACCGGCGCAGGGCUGCCCGUCGCCGCCGCAAGCGCCUCCGCCAAGAUCCAUCUCUUAUCUUCUCUCCCUCCGGGAAGUCAGCUGCACACUCUGCUCUGGGCUCAGGCAGUCCUGACAGCGUGGCGAAGCUGAAGCUCCAGGGUUCCCCAGUCCCCAGCCUGCGUCAGAGUCUGCUCUGGGGGGAUCCUGCCGGAACUUCCAGCCCCCACCCAGAUCCUCCACCUAGCCGGGGACUCUUACCCCUGGAGCCCAUUUGCCGGGGCCCAGAUGGGCGCUUUGUGAUGGGGCCCACUGUGGUGGUCUCCCAGGAAAGGUCAGGCCCAGAGCAGGCAGAACCUCGGACUCCAGCCGAGCGUCUGGCCCGGUCCUUUGACUGUAGCAGCAGCAGCCCCAGUGGGGCACCCCAGCCCCUCUGCAUUGAAGACAUCAGCCCUGUGGCAGCCCCUCCAGCAGCCCCGCCUAGUGCCCUGCCAGGUCCAGGGCCCCUGCUCCAGUACCUGAGCCUGCCCUUCUUCCGGGAGAUGAAUGUGGACGGGGACUGGCCCCCUCUUGAGGAUCCCAGCCCUGCUGCGCCCCCAGAUUACAUGGAUACCCAGCCCUGCCCCACCUCAUCUUUCCUACGUCCCCCAGACACCCCUCCUAUGUCCCCCAGGGCAUCACUUCCUGGGGAUGUGGUAGGGGCUGGGGCAGCUGCAGAGCCCCCUUACACAGCCCUGGUUGACUGGACACUGAGGGAGCGGCUGCUGCCAGGCCUUCUCCCUGCUGCCCCUCGGGGCAGCCUCACCAGCCAGAGCAGCGGGCGAGGCAGCGCUUCGUUCCUGCGGCCCCCCUCCACAGCUCCCUCUGCAGGAGGCAGCUACCUCAGCCCUGCUCCAGGAGACACCAGCAGCUGGGCCAGUGGCCCUGAGAGGUGGCCCCGAAGGGAGCAUGUAGUGACAGUCAGCAAGAGGAGGAACACAUCUGUGGAUGAGAACUAUGAGUGGGACUCAGAAUUCCCUGGGGACAUGGAAUUGCCGGAGACUUUGCACCUGGGCUUGGCCAGCUCCCGGCUCAGACCUGAAGCUGAGCCAGAGCUAGGUGUGAAGACUCCAGAGGAGGGCUGCCUCCUGAACACUGCCCAUGUUACUGGCCCUGAGGCCCGUUGUGCUGCCCUUCGGGAGGAAUUCCUGGCCUUCCGCCGCCGCCGAGAUGCUACCAGGGCUCGGCUGCCAGCCUAUCGACAGCCACUCCCCCACCCCGAACAGGCCACUCUGCUGUGAUCAGCUCUAAUUCAAGGCUGGGAAAAGGCAAAUGGACCUGCAAAGGAGGCCCCCAACCAGACCUAGCUUCAACCUAGGGCACUGCCUCUGCCCCUUUGGUGCCCAGGCACAGACCCUGAUAGUGGACUUGGGUCACCUUGGUAUGGAAUGUAUGUACUGACCCCCUAGGUAAUUCUGGGGAUUGGAACAGGGAUCUUAGGUCUGCCCUCUGUGUGUGUGUGUGUGUGUGUGUGUGUGUGUGUGUGUUCGUGGUGUGGGUGAAGUUUUUUUACAGGUGAAUAAACAAAGUGUGAAAGAUG
Callithrix jacchus (white-tufted-ear marmoset) is the source of this 4608-nucleotide messenger RNA. RefSeq names its product immunoglobulin superfamily member 9 (gene IGSF9). Gene Ontology annotation, cellular component: neuron projection. Gene Ontology annotation, molecular function: protein binding. The record is from RefSeq and is a predicted model, not a curated record. Lineage: Eukaryota; Metazoa; Chordata; Mammalia; Primates; Cebidae.